Molecule: messenger RNA, 1323 nt
Organism: Salarias fasciatus (jewelled blenny)
Lineage: Eukaryota; Metazoa; Chordata; Actinopteri; Blenniiformes; Blenniidae
Product: photoreceptor-specific nuclear receptor-like
Exons: 8
Coding region: 1-1323 (440 amino acids)
Biological process (GO): regulation of DNA-templated transcription
Molecular function (GO): zinc ion binding; DNA-binding transcription factor activity; sequence-specific DNA binding
Source: RefSeq, a predicted model, not a curated record
AUGAUGGAGGAUCACCUGGCGAAGAUCCCCAUGGUUCCUUCGUCUUCCCCCACCGAGUCGUCGGGCAGCGGCGGGACUGAUGACAGCAGAGGAGCCAAGAGUCCCGGCCCGGGAAAAGCCCUGAGCCCGUCGCUGGUCUGCAAAGUGUGCGGCGACACCAGCAGCGGGAAACACUACGGCAUCUACGCCUGCAACGGCUGCAGCGGCUUUUUCAAACGCAGUGUGAGGAGGAGGCUCAUUUACAGGUGUCAGGCCGGGACGGGCAUGUGUCCAGUGGACAAAGCUCACCGUAACCAGUGUCAGGCGUGUCGGCUGAAGAAGUGUCUGCAGGCCGGCAUGAAUAAAGACGCUGUCCAGAACGAGCGGCAGCCCCGCAGCACGGCUCAGGUCCGCCUGGACGCCAUCGACGUCGACCCCGACAAGGAGCACCUGGCCACCACGCGGGAGCCCACCUCCUCUUCCUCCUCCUCCUCCUCAUCCUCCUCCUCCUCCUCCUCCUCCUCAUCCUCCAACGGCUCCGUCAUCACGUGGCCCCACAUCACCUCGUCCAUGUCCAUCACCUCGUCCGUGGCCCCGCAGCGCUGCGUCAGUCCCCAGAACAACCACCGCUUCAUGGCCAGCCUCAUGACGGCCGAGACCUGCGCCAAGCUGGAGCCCGAGGACGUUGAUGAAAACAUCGACGUGACCAGCAACGAGCCGGAGCGAGCGUCCUCGGAGUACCACAUGGCUCUGUACCCGUCCAGCUCGGAGAACGUGUACGAGACGUCGGCCAGGCUGCUCUUCAUGUCGGUGAAGUGGGCCAAAAACCUGCCGGUGUUUUCCAACCUGCCCUUCAGAGACCAGGUGAUCCUGCUGGAGGAGGCGUGGAGCGAGCUCUUCCUGCUCUGUGCCAUCCAGUGGUCUCUGCCUCUGGACGGCUCCCCGCUGCUCUCCCUGCCCGACCUCUGCCCCGGCAUGCAGGGCAAGACCAGCUACACCAGCCUGGACCUGCGCCUCCUGCAGGAGGUCUUCAGCCGCUUCAAGGCCCUCGCCGUCGACCCCACCGAGUUCGCCUGCCUCAAGGCCAUCGUGCUCUUCAAACCAGAGACUCGCGGUUUGAAGGAUCCAGAACAAGUGGAGAACCUGCAGGAUCAGUCCCAAGUCAUGCUGGGACAGCACAUCCGCUCGCAUUACCCCAGUCAGCCAGCCAGGUUCGGGAAGCUGCUGCUUCUCCUCCCGUCGCUGCGAUUCGUCAACUCGGAGCGAAUAGAGCUGCUGUUCUUCCACAGGACCAUCGGAAACACUCCCAUGGAGAAACUGCUGUGUGACAUGUUCAAAAACUGA